Macrosiphum euphorbiae (potato aphid) is the source of this 567-nucleotide messenger RNA. The record is from the annotation of a GenBank genome assembly. Lineage: Eukaryota; Metazoa; Arthropoda; Insecta; Hemiptera; Aphididae.
AUGAUAAAUGAAUUAGAAUUAUUAAAAAAUAAUUCUAACGUACCCGAACAAAAUGCACUUACUAAUAAUACCGAAAUAUCUGGUAUUCCUUUAUGUGUCAACGAGUCAUUAAAUGAUGUAAUUAUCUGCUUUGGAAAAAAACUAAACAUUGAAAUUAAAAACUCCAAUUUAUCAAAACUAUAUAGAGAGAAAAAUAAUAAAGAUAGUCAGGGAAAGAUUAUUGUUCAUUUUAUUAAUAAAAUAAUAAAAGAUAAUUUGGUAUCUGGAAUUAAAACCUUAUACAAGUCAGGUAAACAAUUGACGUCCAAUCACGUUAAUUCGAAUUUCCCAGAAACAAAUAUAUAUAUAAAUGAUCAGCUAUCAAAGGGAAAUAAAAGAUUAUUCUGGUUAUCGAAAUUAUUAUCAAAGACGUAUGAUUUCAUAUAUACCUGGACUAACUCAAGCGGAGUCUUCAUGAAAAAAAAUUAUAGUUCACAUAGUUUUCGAGUCAUAUCUGUCAAUCAACUUAUCAAGAUUGAUGUUGAUAAAAAAGUUAUUCAACUCUAUGAUGGCGUAAUAGAACAUUAA